CGUUACUCCCAACACUGGUUGCCAGAUGUAACUAUCUAAUUUCAGCCCAAAAACAAUACAAAUCCCGCUGAAAACCACAUUUUCACUGACCGCCUAUAUAAUUUUUACCCGCAAAAUCGCCCAAUCUGGCAACACUAGAAUAGGCAUAGUGCAAAUGAGAUUCAGGAUUCAGCCACCAGGGGGCGCGCAAAAUGUUUGUGUGGCUUAAUUUUUCACAACAUGUGCUGCACACGAGCUCGAGAGUGUCACAUGACUGACAACAGUUUUACAGUUAAAGUACGCCCAUUUCUGAGUACAGAUAGUUUGUGUGAUUUCUCCUCUAGUCGUUUAUUUCUCCACUGGAGCUUCAUCACGGUGGCGAAACUUUUAACGGGUGUUUGAGGAGUCUCUGCUGCGGGAGCCGGACGCUUUAUUGAAACUAAGCAGCAAAUCUGUCAUAUUAAAAUGGCAAGUUUAUUAACUGGUGUUUAAACUCAAACGUUUUUAUAUGAUAUUUAUUUAAAAGUUAGUAUUUAUUUAUAACAUAGUUUGACAUGUUGUUCAGUGAGUUCCUCUAGAUUGACUGACAGGCUCCUCAACAUGACAUUUGGGAUUCAUUAUGAAUGAAUGGACACUCGUUUUAACGACAUAAACCGGGUGAAAAUGGGCGAUGAGUCGAAGUCAGUGGACGGAGAGGUGAAUGACAAUACAUAUUACUCAAAAACUGAUGCUGAGGUGAAUUUUGAACAUCGCUACACAACGCCAGAAACGCGUUUGUAUAAAAAGAGAUGGGUCAUAGUGUGUUUAUUCAGCUCAUAUUCGCUCUGCAACUCCUAUCAAUGGAUUCAGUACGGAAUCAUCAACAACAUCUUCAUGCGCUUCUACGGCGUGGACUCUUUCACCAUAGACUGGAUGUCCAUGAUUUACAUGUUGACAUACAUUCCGCUCAUUUUCCCCGUUUCGUGGCUACUGGAUAAAAAGGGUCUGAGGGUCAUCGCGCUCGUGGCCGCGGCUCUGAAUUGCGCGGGCACGUGGAUCAAGGUGGCCAGCGCCAGACCGGACCUUUUCCCGGUGACAUUUCUCGGUCAGUUCACGUGCUCCGUUGCUCAGGUGUUUAUAUUGGGGAUGCCCUCGCGGAUCGCAUCGGUGUGGUUCGGGUCGGAUGAGGUGUCCACAGCGUGCUCCAUUGGAGUCUUCGGAAAUCAGUUGGGCAUCGCCAUUGGCUUCCUCGUUCCACCCAUACUUGUUCCCAAUGUGGACGAUCUGGAUGAGCUGGCGGCUCAUAUCAGAGUCAUGUUCUACAUCACCGCAGGUGUGGCCACAUUCCUGUUCGUGCUGGUUGUCAUUGUGUUUCAGGAGCGUCCGGAGAUUCCUCCCACUCUCGCUCAGGCUGCUGCUCGACGCAUUUCUCCAGAGAGCUACUCGUACACGGCCUCCAUCCUCAGACUGCUACGCAACAAAGCCUUUAUCCUCCUCGUCAUCACUUACGGGCUGAAUGUUGGCUGUUUCUAUGCUGUCAGUACACUUCUCAACCGGAUGAUCAUUGAACACUAUCCUGGCGAGGAGGUGAAUGCCGGCAGGAUAGGCCUCACCAUCGUGAUCGCUGGCAUGGUGGGUUCCCUAAUCUGUGGCAUCUGGCUAGACCGAUCGAAAACCUACAAACAAACCACUCUAGCGGUGUAUCUGAUGUCCCUCGUGGGUUUGGUGAUUUAUGCUUUUACUCUGGAUUUGCAUCACCUGUGGGUGGUUUUCAUCACAGCAGGAGCCCUCGGGUUCUUCAUGACGGGUUAUCUUCCUCUCGGCUUUGAGUUUGCUGUUGAAUUGACGUACCCAGAGUCUGAAGGCACGUCUUCAGGGCUACUGAACUGCUCAGCACAGGUGUUUGGGAUCAUAUUUACAAUCUGUCAGGGGAAAAUCAUGGACUCCUUCGGUACACUGGCUGGAAAUCUGUUCCUGUGUGCCUUUUUGCUGAUAGGAACCAUUAUAACAGGCUGUAUAAAGUCAGAUCUGCGCAGACAGCUGGCAAACCAGCAAGCACAAACUGCUGCUGCUCUGGGCAGGUCAUACGUUCAGGAUCACAGCGGGACGACUCUCCUUCCCUCCACACACAUGUGAUCAAUCAAUCACUGCCUGCUUUUAUUGCUCACUGAGGUUCAGGACCAUUUGGACACAUCGCCAACACAAACAAGAUUUUGAAGCCAAACAAAAAGCAGUGAUCAUGGAACGGAUCAUGUAGCAUUACUUGUGACAUUUUCUUUUUUAGUUUGUAACCGGCCUUGAAUUUCAAUCGAUUUGGACAUUUUCUUUGUGCUAUAUAUGUGAUUGUUUUUGUUUUGUUUUGUACGUUUUUAACUGCCAUGGACUGAUUGAGUAUUUGUUUGUGUGAGCAUUUGUGUUUACUUGAUCAAUAAUCAUCUCAGAUUUUAGGAUAUAUUCUAAUUUUUAACUUUUAUAAAUUGGUGAUUUAAAUUAUUCAUCUUAACAUUUUUCUUCUCACAAUUUGUAUAGACGUUUAUAUAAAAGAUAAGAAAAUAAUAAGAUGAAGCCCUUAAGUAUGUGAGAUUCAUCAGUAUUAUGCAGUAGAUAUAUGAUAACAUUGUUUUGUUUGAUACAGCUGUGUUGUAGUUCAUUUAAAGUCAUGUUAGUCCAUCUAAACCAACUCCAAUCAAUAAAACUAAAACUCCACAUUUAUUAUUUAAAGCA
Danio rerio (zebrafish) is the source of this 2682-nucleotide messenger RNA. Lineage: Eukaryota; Metazoa; Chordata; Actinopteri; Cypriniformes; Danionidae. The record is from RefSeq and is a predicted model, not a curated record.